CCCACACUGUGAGCCCCGGUCCCCCGCAGUUCCUCGCGUCCCCGAGACUAGCUCUCACCUCCCUGCGCCUCUCCUCCGCCGGCUGAGUGCGCCGGUCAAGGCGCCUGGUUCCUCGCCACCCGUUACGUCCGAGGUACAUCACCAGAGGCCCCUCCCCAGACCGCUCGCCCCAGCUGCCCGAGGCUGAGGCCGGCUCAUGUUCCUCCUUGGCCUGGGAUGCCCACCACGGGUGCGGUCCGUCGCCGCUGAGUCCGGAGCCCAGCGCCACCCACGUGUCCGAGAGCGCCGCGCCCAGUCAGCGCAAACCUCUCCAAGGCCAGCGGCUCCUCGCAGCAAAAGCUCUACCAUUGCGGGCGAAACCCGCACGGGCCGGAGAGCGGCGCGCAGAUCGCGAGCAGCACGCGCGGGUCCUCGGCGCCUCGCCGCAGGGUGGGGGUGCCCGCAGAGCCAACAAGCCAGCGAGCGAGCGCCGGAGGAGGGAGGGUGGGCGCGCAAGCGGCGGGGAGGCGGACACCUCGGGGAAGCAGGAGCCAAGCGGCGGUGCGGGCGGCGGGACUGCAGUGCCACCUCUCCCGAGAAAGCCCACACACUCACGGCCGCGCGCGCACUCACGUGCACACCGUGGGCAGCGAGAACUCGAGCGAGAGCCCUUGAGCUCUGCACGCGUUUUAGCGAUGGCUUCUGCCCUCAACAGCAAAAUUCACGCGCCCGGCACUUGCCCGGGCUCCAAAGCUGAUGCCCGCGGCGGCGCCGGCUGGAGAAUGGACUGCGAUCCUGAGAUGCACGUGAAAAUGUGCAAGAAGAUCGCCCAGCUCACCAAGGUGAUUUAUGCCCUGAACACCCGCCAGGAUGAGGCUGAGGCCAGCAUGGAGGCGCUGCGGGAAGCCCACCAGGAGGAGCUCCAGAAUGCAGUGGCAGAGACCAAGGCCAGGCUCCUGCAGGAACAGGGCCACGCGGAUGAGGAGGCCCUGCUGCAGCGCAUUCAGACCCUGGAGAGCGCCCUGGAGCUGCAGAAGAGGCUGACGCAGGAGGCGCUGGCCCAGUCGGCCACGUGCCGGCUGGAGACCAAGGAGAGAGAGCUGAGGGUGGAGGCGGAGCACGCCGAGCGGGUCCUCACCCUCUCCAAGGAGAUGCUGGAGCUCAAGGCUGACUACGAGAAGAGGCUCCGGCACCUGGUGAGCCACGAGGCGCCCCAGUGGGGCCAGCUGUCCCAGGAGAGCCCUGAUCCAAAGGCAGAGCCCGGCCGCGGCCCCGAGAUGCGGGAGGUCCUGCUGGAGGUGGAGCGGCUACGAGUGGAGAACCAGCAGCUGAGCAAGGACUACGCCCAGAAGGCUGAGGAGCUGCAGGCCACCUAUGAGCGGGAAAACGAGGCCAUCCGGCAGGCCAUGCAGCAGUCGGUGAGCGAGGCUCUGUGGCAGUGGCAGGAGAAGGAGACCGAUCUCCGCAAGAACUUCCAGGUCCAGGAGUCGGCCCUGCAGGCCCAGGUCAGGAAGCUAGAGGGGGAUCUGGAGCACAGAGGCCGCAAGAUAAGUGACCUGAAGAAGUAUGCUCAGAAGCUGAAGGAAAGGAUUCAGGACCUGGACGUGCAGCUCAAGGAGGCUCGACAGGAGAAUUCGGAGUUGAAAAGCACUGCAAAAAAACUUGGGGAGAAGCUGGCUGUUGCCAAAGACAGACUGAUGCUGCAGGAGUGUCAUGUGACACAGAAAACUGAUGACUUGAAGACGGAGCUAGUUUCAGAAAAUGAAGUCCUAGGAAAAGCGAAUGACUUGGAAGCCCACAGUCUCCCUCCUCAGCAGGAUCAGAAAUUUCUCAAGGGGUGUCUAUGCACAAAAGGAGGCACAGAUACACAGACCAAGAAAGAGGCAAGUAUCGAGAUGGAAUAUAUGAAGCAACAGUAUGAAGAAGACCUGCGUAAAAUCAAACAUCAGACGGAAGAGGAGAAGAACCAUCUCAAAGACCAGCUCGUGAAGCGGCUGGAAGACUUGGUAAGGAAGCACGCGGUGGAGAUCAAAUCAGUUCGCUCGUCAGCGGAGGCUGAAAGGAAGAAGCUACAGAAGGAAGUAGAAGCACAGCUGGAGGAAAUGAAGAAAAAAUCAGAAAACGAAGUAAAGCAGCUGGAAGAAGAGAAAGCAACCCUAAAUGUGAAGCUCCAGAAUUCUCUGCUUGAGGUUUUAAGGCUGGAAGAAUUUAUCCAACAGAAUAAGGUACGACCCCAAAGAGUCGAGGAAAGGACCCAGGAAUUGGACUGCCAGCACUGCAGCAUUUUAGAGAUCCAGGAUCCAUGCUUGAAGCUGAAUGAACCUUCUCAGACCCUGCCCAGAGGAGAAGACUGUCAAGAUAAGUUAGCAGCUGAAGAAGGAACCAGCAGCAAUGAAGAAGAAAGGAUCGAAGUACCCCUCAAGGGGGGAGGUGACGUGCAACCUCCACUGGGCUCUUUGCUGAAGGACAAGGCACCCGAAAUCCAGCGUCUGCAGGACGAGUGGCAGAGCCAGAAGGCCAGGUUGCAAGCCCAGGUCUCGCAGAUGCAGCAGGCCCUGGAGCAGUGCGCCAGCAGCUACAGGGACGACCUGCAGGAGCUCAAGCAGCUCUCGGACCACGAGAGGGAGACGCUGCAGCGCCAGCUCCAGGAGACCGUUCAGCAGAACCAGGCCGUGAAAGCGCAGCUUGAGGCUUCUCACCAGCGUGCCCUGCGCAUGCUUGAGAAGGCCAAAAAUCAAGAACUCAAGGCCACAGAGGAGCGCCUGAAAAGGGAGUCCAGCCACAGCCUCCAGAUCCAGCACCAGGCGCACCGGCUGGAGCUCCAGGCCUUGGAGGAAAAGGCCCGGCAGGAGCUCCAGGGGGAGCUGGAGAGGAUGCAGGUUCAGCAGGCCCUGCUGCUAGAGUCCCUCAGACAGGAGCUGUCGGAGCAGCGGGCUGCCUGCUCUGAGCACCAGAAGGACUUGGAGGCGCUGCAGGCUGAGCUGAGGGCCCUGAGAGGCUUGGGCAGGCAGCAGGCCAUCGGCCAGUGUCCCGGGGACAGCGAGGACCGCACCGUCACUGCAGAGGACGGGGGCGGCCCGGGCCCGGCGGGCUCCCCGAAGGGCGCCGCGGAGCAGGGGCCGAGCGAGGGAGGCGGCGUCUGGGAGGAGAACUCGCGGCUCCAGGCCGCGGUGCGGCGGCUGCGGGCCGAGGUGGAGCAGCACCAGCGGGAGGCGCUGCAGCUCCGCGACCAGCGCAGGCUGCUGGAGGAGGAUCAGCAAGCCCGGCGGGCCCGGGAGGUGGAGACGCUGCGCCAGGAACACCGGAAGGAGAUGCAGGCCGUGGUGGCGGAUUUCAGCAGCGCUCAAGCCCGGCUCCAGACCCGGCUGGCUGCCCUGGAAGCCGAACUGAAAGACUCCGGAGAGCAGCCGGGGAAGGGGGCGUCCAGGCCGGAGGACGUUCAGCUCAUAGGCCGCCUGCAGAGCCGCUUGAAGGAGAGGGAGGAGACCAUCAAGCAGCUCACGGAGGAGAGAAGAUUUCACUAUGCAGCCUUCCCCAGUGCAAUGUCCCAUCGGAAUCGGUCCUUCUCUUUCAAUCCUCACCAGGGGUACCUGACUCCUUCCAUGAAGAAAAAGAAGAUGGAGGAAGUGCCCAGCCGAGUGGUCAGCGUGCCAAACCUCGCCUCCUAUGCAAAGAACUUUCUGAGUGGCGAUCUGAGCUCCAGGAUCAAUGCCCCUCCAAUAACUAAGUCACCCAGCUUGGACCCAAGCCCCAGCUGUGGCCGGCCUUACAAACCCACCCAGUCUCCAGAUGUGAAAACUGCCACAAGGACACAAGAUGGUGAAACAGCCCAACCCAAAGAAGUCCAGCAGAAACAGGGCUCUGCCCACCAGGAAUGGUUUACCAAGUAUUUUUCCUUCUAAACUGAUUCUUGAGAAUCCAUCACAAAGAUGACAUUUGAAAAAUGUUGCUUUUAAAACAUUUGAUUGAGGGAAUGAACUAAAAAACCAACCAACCAAAUAACUUGCUUAUACUAUGAUUUACAUAUGAUAGCCAAAACAAAUUUUGGCAUUAACAUUUCAUACUGUUUCAUUGUGACACCAGUUCAUUAAAAAAAAUUAUUGAUAUUAAGAUAAAACCAACCAGUGUUAUCAAAAAGCCCCCAUAGGAAAAUGUUAUUAAUGUUACCAGUGACCUGCACAUUGUACUUCUCGUGUCCGUGAGGUUGUCUCCACUUUGUGGAGUAUCAGACUUUGUGAUUUCCAUGGUCUACUUGAAAAGUGGUUUCAUUUUUCCUUUGGAUGCUAGUCAUCUCCACUUGAAAAGUGUUUCUACGUAAAUGAUCUAAGUCCAAAAUGCACAUCUAACCUUAAUACGAAGAGGAAUAAGACAAAGUUCAAAAUAACCAGGAAAGGCAAGUCAAAAAACAAAACUGGGAAUGGCCCGUAGCCGACCUUGGCAUACUUGGAUUGAAUGCUUUGACUUCCUGGGUCCAGGACAUGAAGUAGAUUAUAGAGGGGAUAACACCUACCUCAAAAUGGGCUUUGCAAGGAUUAAGCAAAAUAUUAUGGGUAAUGAUACCAAUCAUGAAUUGGAAUUAAGCACUGCCAGGAUUUUUCUGUGACUAACCGAGCCUCGCCCCAUCAUAUGUCUCAGUUUCAAUGACUGUAGUGUCAACGUGGUCACUUGUGAAGGUUUCUAGAGUGUCCAGUCUUUGAAGUCAAAGAUCUACUGAACCCGUGGUCUUUGGCUUCGGGCCGCUUGCCAAGUGGUGUGUUGCUUCCCCAUUGCAUGGAUGCUAAGUAGAUUCAAGGGAACUGGGAAUGGCCAUCCACAGUGCUGACCUCUCUGUCGGUCCACACCGAACGACCCUCGGAUGGAGCAGAGCGAUUUGACAAGACUCAAUACAACUUUAUUGGGCAAGAUAUGUUCUCAAUCCUUUGGUGCUGGCCCAGCAGGUGGCCCAUAAACAGCUGUUUAUUCUAUGCACUGUCAAAUCUUUGCUCUUUGAAUAAAACUUUAAACAACUG
Molecule: messenger RNA, 4988 nt
Organism: Diceros bicornis minor
Lineage: Eukaryota; Metazoa; Chordata; Mammalia; Perissodactyla; Rhinocerotidae
Gene: FAM184B
Product: family with sequence similarity 184 member B
Exons: 18
Coding region: 675-3881 (1068 amino acids)
Source: RefSeq, a predicted model, not a curated record